This is a messenger RNA of Calliphora vicina (urban bluebottle blowfly), 2019 nucleotides long. It is a transcript of the gene Nepl7, whose product is annotated as Neprilysin-like 7. Gene Ontology annotation, molecular function: metalloendopeptidase activity. The record is from RefSeq and is a predicted model, not a curated record. The transcript has a single exon. Gene Ontology annotation, cellular component: plasma membrane. Lineage: Eukaryota; Metazoa; Arthropoda; Insecta; Diptera; Calliphoridae. The coding region runs from base 1 to 2019 and encodes 672 amino acids. Gene Ontology annotation, biological process: proteolysis.
AUGUGGCUUAAACAGCGUUCCGCUCUAAUAGUGAUCGCCUUGGUAUGUUUUACAGUUCAAGCCACAACAGACGCACUCAGUCCCUCCAAGAGUUUAAACACAACUACGCCCACCAUCUUUAAAUUACCCACAACCAUAGAUGAGGACGAUUUAUUGCACGAAAUGGCUCUUUUUAUGAAAGACAAUAUGAAUUUAGCGGAGGAUCCUUGUGAAGAUUUCUAUGAGUUUGCCUGUGGUAAUUGGUCUCACAGUCCAAGAGUACCCCAACGUGGACAUAAUGAUACAUUUUUGCAUGCCAUACAAUUGGAACUAAAUGAUUUAAUGGUCGACUUUUUAAAGAAUUCAACGAGGACAACAAACAAAACUGCUGAAGCCAAGGCCAAACAGUUUUAUACAUCCUGUGUUGUGGGAGGCAAAGAUGUCAGUGUGGGAGUGAAAACUUUGUUGGACAGUGAAAAGGAAACUUUCGAAAAACUUAAAUUGUCGGGAGAAAACGAUUGGUUGGCAGUUAAUUUAAUGUCUCCCUAUGGAGUUUAUGCUUUGUUGCCUUUACAUGUUAAUUACAGCACCACUAGUCGGCAAUUUGAAGUUUCCUUAAGUUUGCCCAUUCCUCUACUGCAACAUUUCCAUAAUUCCUCUAAUUCUAAAGAUCUACUACAAACUCUUGGUCUAGAUAGCGAAGAAUUCCAAUUAAUGCUGGAAUUUGAGCGCAAUUUAACCAGCAAAGCCCAAGAACUUGAGACUGUGGAGAGAGUUACAAUCAAAAAGUUCUUACAUCUGCAUGAACAAGAUCCCAUCAAUUGGAAAACUUUCUUUAAAAUGGCCUUUCCUCAUUAUUUAGAAGAUGACUGGUAUGUUAGCAAUAAAGUGGCCAACUUUACACACUUGGAACGUUUCUUGCGCAAAUCGCACACAGAAAAUUUGCGCAAUUAUAUUAAAUGGCGCACGAUUUUGAAGUUCUACAAUAUUUGGAAAGAUCAAAUAUCAGGAGAUGACCAUAGAGAGCAAAUAUGUCGCCAACACACAGAAUCUUACUUCACGUACGCCUUAAUGCCCUGGUUCAUAGAAGUCCUUUACGAUCAGGAACGAAGAGAGGAUUCUUUAAAAAUAGCCGAUGCAAUACAAAACCAAUUCUUUGAAAUGAUUGCCAAUUACACCUGGUUGGAUGAGGAAACUAAAUCAAAGGUCAAAACUAAACUAAGAGCCAUGGAUGUAGCUGUGGGUUACAAAGAUGAAAUGCGCCACCGAACAUUAUCCAAUCAAAUUUAUAGUACUGUGCAAAUAGGCACGGAUUGGUUUAAGAACCUUGAAAACUUGGAAGCCUAUAGGGCCGGCAUACGUCUCAACUCGGUGCACAAGACCAUAGUGCCUCCCAUGCUGUCACCCUUUAAUGUGAAUGCCUACUAUGUUGACUACAUUAAUACGGCCUUUAUAACCAUGGGCAUUUCCCAAAUGCCUCUGUACAAUGUAAAGUUCCCAGAUUCCCUUAAAUUUGGUGGCAUUGGCAUGUUAAUAGGCCAUGAAAUGGCUCAUGGUUUUGACUCCAACGGCUAUCUAGUCAACUAUGAUGGUAAAAGACAUCAAUGGCUGUCACCUGCAUCGCUGCGCAAUUUCAAGGAACGCUAUAGUUGUUUGGAGAAUCAAUACAACAAAUUUAUAUAUCGUGGUGUACAGACAAAUGGUUCAGCCACUAUGCCCGAUAAUAUUGCGGAUAACGCGGGCUUACGCUUCGCUUAUCAUGCAUACCGAAAGCAUUUGGCUUCAGCUAAGGAGAGCGAAGAAAAACCUUUGCCUGGCUUGAAUUUCUCUAACAAUGAAUUAUUUUACAUUAAAUUUGCUCAAUCUUGGUGUACGGGCCGAGAUGAUUCCUACAAAAUGCGUCAUAUUAAAUUGGAUCAUCAUGCGUAUGGUGAGUUUCGGGUAUUGGGGCCGCUGCGUAAUAUGCCCGAAUUUGCUCAGACCUUUAACUGUAAGUUGGGCACACAAAUGAAUCCUUUGAAAAAGUGCGUGGUAUGGUAA